Messenger RNA from Cyphellophora europaea CBS 101466, 1692 nucleotides. RefSeq lists its product as uncharacterized. The transcript has a single exon. Bases 1 to 1692 code for a protein of 563 amino acids. Lineage: Eukaryota; Fungi; Ascomycota; Eurotiomycetes; Chaetothyriales; Cyphellophoraceae. The record is from RefSeq and is a predicted model, not a curated record.
AUGGGCGACCUCCGCAAGCACAUCAAAGCUGUGCAUCUGGGCGAUCGACCCUACGUGUGCGAGGUGAACGAGGCAAACUGGUCGGGUUGUGCUUGUGGUCGACGUUUCACCACCAAGUACAGUCUCAACCGUCACCAACAACGACUGCAUGAAGUAUCAACCACGGCUACAACGCUCAGUCUCCUGGACCGUGACGUAGCUGAGCUGCGACAGGAUCCGAGCCUCUGGGAUGCUUUCAUAGAGGCCCUGGAAAAGACGUUCCAUGAGAAUCAAGCUUUGUAUCGGAGUGAUGUCGACGAAUUGUUGGUACUGUGUACCGCCCUUUCUCCCAAGACCGAUCCCGAAUUUCCUGUUGCUCAAGAGGGUCCAGCUGAUGAUCCGUAUGCCAGAGUCUACCUCAGGCUCAUCAGAGUUCUUCGACGCAGGCGACCCGAGACGUGUGGAGAGCUUCUCAGCCAUGUCAUAAAUGUCAUAAAAGCCGCUGAAGCUGAGUACACCUUGGACGCAUUGCAGCGUGACAAGAACUUGUCCAUCCUACGACAGGUCUAUGAGGCCCUCAUGAGCGCUGCAACGGCGCCGAGGUCUUCUAUGGGCUUCCGUACACUCCUGAACUUCGGCCCAUCAGAGCUUGUCGGCCUAGAACCCAUGACAGAUCUUGUGCGAAUCCUGCGAGGCACAUACUCACCGCCGUUCGACAUCGAUGAAAGUGGCUGGCCGACUCAAUCCUGGAUGCAAACACAUUGGGCACCAGUGACAGGGAACGAUGGCUUCUCAUCAUUACAAGCCAGAAAAGUCCUACAGUGGGCUUCUGGACUACGACACAAUUCACCUGAGAGGAAUGUACCCGAUCGGAAUGAAGCUGUGCCACCCUUCUGGGAGGCGCCGAAAGCCUUUGAAUCAAUCCGUGAAGCCUUGUUCGCUGCAGACUGCUGCAAGUCUAUCGCCAGCGGCCAUACGAACAGCACGAUGGAAUCUGUCUACUCCUUGCCGCUGCAGCGAAAUAAUCUUGCCACCCACGAGAUAGACAGGGAGACAGCCAUAUCGGAAUCGAACGGCAGUCAGGGUACCGUCAUAGUACCUGCGGGAGGCUUCGAAGACUUAGGGGUGGGAUAUACGUCGUGUCCUCUUGUGGCUCAAGGGUACUGUGUCUGCGAUGACUUUACGAGCCUGCCAGCCUGCCAAGAACAUCUCAUCUGCUCUCACCGGUGGUGGUACGAUACAGAGGCAGGCAAAAGUUGGCGACAGUCUGUUUCCUACGAUCAAGGUGUCAUUGACUUGUCUAAGCCACAGGAGAAUGAAAAAACGUUCGAUGAUUUGCUAUCACAGUACGAUCUUGAUAUAUCUUUCUGGAUGGCAAAAGACCUGGACUUGGAGCCAACGCAACGGGAAAACCUGGCUCAAAGAGGCAGCGACGGGUUCGCGGUCCCAUAUGCCCGAACAACUGUAGAGCAUCUCGAGAAAUCAGUGAACGAGGCCAGACGAGAGCACAGCAGACUUGAAGAAGGGAGUCGCCAUUUGACUGAAUACAAUGGCAGCUCCGCCCCACUAUGGCGCUGUUCAGGCACCGAUUCCGCUCAGCAACUACAGCGCGGCUAUGAUGUGGACUACGACGGCGCCACUCAUAGCUCCUCCCAGUCUCAGAGAGGAACCGGUGCGAGCAGACGCAAAUAUUGUUCCAUUACGUCUUUGUGA